Molecule: messenger RNA, 1272 nt
Organism: Canis lupus familiaris (dog)
Lineage: Eukaryota; Metazoa; Chordata; Mammalia; Carnivora; Canidae
Product: prostate and testis expressed protein 2-like
Exons: 4
Coding region: 72-506 (144 amino acids)
Source: RefSeq, a predicted model, not a curated record
GAUCUAAUGGGAGGCCUGAGGGCAGGUGAUGGGAAUAAAUAAAGCUGGAACCUCCCACGGGACUCUCAGGAAUGGUCCUCAGACUGUUGCAGUUGCUUCUGCUGGGCAUAUUAACAUUGGUCUUCAUGAAAGAAGAGGAGAUCCCUUCACAAUCAAAAUGGAUUCGAUUUUGCCAUGAAUGUAACUCCUUUGAUGGAUUCCAGUGCCGUGUUCCCAUGAAACACUGCUGGAAGUUUAAUAUAUUCUCAAAAAACAACAGGAGUUGUACCACAGAGCACUAUUACUAUUAUCAUCGAGUUACAGGGAGAUACUUUUAUCAUUAUACACGACUGUCUUGUAAAGUUUGUGAAGAGGGAAUGGUCCAAGUAUUCCAUGACUUACUGAAAGAGACGCAUUGCUGCACUGAUAAACCCUUGUGUAAUACCGGACAUGAUAUUGCGGAAAAGUCAGUGCUGUAUGGAGAAGAUAAAUAUACCUCUAUUCAUGAUGAUAUCCCAGAAAAUUAAGCUAAUUAUUAAUCAACUUAAGCUUUCUCCCAGUAAUCCUUGCCCCUCCCCUACACCAGGGCAAUCUCAUCGUACAUUAUCUCAAAACCUAGACCUUCCUCUCCUCUCUAUCCUAGUAGAUAUAACCAUGGAAGCUCUGUAUUUCCUGUCUCAGUGUUUUCAUUAAGAGGAAAAUGGGAACACUCAUCUCUGCCUUCUGCUAGGAUACUUGAUACUGCUUGGCAAUCUGUAACUGUCCUUAGAUUCUGAUGCUAAACCUAGAGUACAACUUCUGGCAAAGGGAAAAAAAUAUUUUCUAGUAGAGCUCCUGAGUGGGGAAUCAAGAGAAAGCAGACUGGACAGAAAUAGGGACAAGGACUCAUAAGAGGUUUUAGGAGAAAUAUUUGGGAGGAGGAUAGAAGAGGUAAUUGGUGGAAGGCAGAAAGGGCUCGUAUUAAGCAAGGGUUUGAGGAAGUAAAUGUGAAGUUGGAAAACUCUAACUCCUGAAAAAAGAAAAGUCAAUGAACUAGACAAGAGGGUCUUUGUGCCUGCCAUCAUUUUGGGAGAAACUGUACCAACCACAGCUACUCCUGAUCACAUAGCCCUGAGCUACUGUGUCUCUCAUGAUCUUAUUUUGCUUUCAUGGCAAAAGCCAAGUACAUCAGGAUAAGCACUGGCCUCGUUGUUGGCCAACAAGUCUGUCUUCUGGCAUAUGAGGAAUACUCUACCGUCCAGUUCUGAAAAAUAUUAAAUAUUACCUUGCGUUCAAUAAACUCAUUGAUAAAAA